Messenger RNA from Talaromyces amestolkiae, 1497 nucleotides. RefSeq lists its product as uncharacterized. The record is from RefSeq and is a predicted model, not a curated record. The transcript has 4 exons. Lineage: Eukaryota; Fungi; Ascomycota; Eurotiomycetes; Eurotiales; Trichocomaceae. Bases 1 to 1497 code for a protein of 498 amino acids. Gene Ontology annotation, molecular function: succinate-semialdehyde dehydrogenase (NAD+) activity.
AUGGCAAAAGAGUACAAUGUUCCCUUUGAGCUGGACAAUCCAGAACUACUGAAGUUCGAUUCCUUUGUCAACAAGUGGAUUCAAUCAAAGAGCGGCGCCAGUUUCGAGGUUGUCGAUCCUGCCACAGAUACUCCCUGGGCCAGCUGCCCUACAUUCACAGCCCAAGAUGUCCCUCAAGUUGUUGAAGCAGCACAUGCAGCAUUUCAGAAGUUUUCAAAGACGUCCCCUCGACAGCGUGCGGAAUGGAUUAUGAAAUGGGAUCAGCUUAUCAAAGAAAACAAGAUGGAUAUUGCCAAGAUCUUGACACAUGAGGCCGGCAAGCCGAUCAGAGAAGCUGCAAUUGAAGUUGAUUUCUCCACAGCAUCUUUAUUGUGGUACGCGGGCGAGGCAGAGCGUAUCGAAGGUACUGUUGCGGCUACUUCAUUCCCUCCUGGCCGGAGAGCAUUUACCAUAAAACAACCAAUCGGUGUCGCGGUUGGGUUACUACCAUGGAACUUUCCAAUCAGCAUGCUUUUGCGUAAAGUCGGCCCAGCGCUCGCAGCUGGAUGUACGAUGAUCGUGAAACCUAGUCCAGAAACGCCUCUUAGUGCAUUAGCUCUUGCUUACUUGGCUGAAAAGGCUGGUUUCCCACAAGGUGUCAUUACUGUGUUAACAACAGAUCUCGAUAAUACUCCGAGUCUAAGUGAGGCUCUUUGCAAGCAUCCACUCGUCAGGAAGGUCACAUUCACUGGAUCGACGCGUGUGGGAAAGAUUAUUGCUGCUCAUUGUGCCGAGGGCGUUAAGAAGGUUACACUCGAGCUUGGUGGAAACUCUCCAUAUAUCGUAUUCAAUGAUGCCAAUCUCGUCCAAGCUGCCAUGUCGUUGAUGAUGGUGAAAUGGAUGAAUGCCGGCCAAGCCUGCAUUUCCGCCAACCGUGUUUACGUACAGUCUGGGGUUUAUGAAAAGUUUGCAGAAAUGGUAAAAGAGCACGCUAGCAAGAUUGUCGUGGGACAUGGCUCUGCUCCUGGUACCACCAUGGGUCCGUUAACAAGCCCCCGUGGCCUUGAUAAAGUUUUGAAUCAGAUUGAUGACGCCACAAAAUUUGGUGCCAAAGUAAUUCUAGGCGGCCAUCGUGUGUCCAACAACCCCGGAUACUUCAUAGAGCCAACGAUUAUCAAGGACAUGACACCUGAGAUGUUAAUAUCUCGCGAAGAAAGCUUUGCGCCUGUCCUGGCGUUGUUUAAGUUUGAAACGGAAGAAGAGGUUACAAACUUGGCUAAUGAUACCAGUAUGGGAUUGGCCAGUUAUGUAUUCACCAAGGACGUCGAUCGCAUCUGGCGCAUGUUCGAGAAUCUGGAGGCCGGUAUGGUAGGACUAAAUUCUGCUCAAUCUUCUACAAUGGAAACGCCGUUCGGAGGUACCAAGGAGUCCGGCUAUGGCAAGGAACAAGGCAAGCAUGCUAUUGAGGAGUAUUUGAUUACCAAGACUGGUGUUCUGGCACUUGAGGGGCAAAUUUAA